UCUUUAGCAGCGAUCAAGAAAGAACGUGUCUUUCUCUCGUACACGGAACAAUUAAGUUUCACAAUAUUCUUACAAUAGAUACAUAUCUACAUAUAUAUUAACUCACAUAUAUAUAUAUCGAGAUAUUGUGUUGUAGUUCUAUAUAUAAUAGUGCAACAAGUUGAAAAUUGGUUAUUAGUGUUCGAUUAAUUGGCGGAAAGAGUCUCUACUUGUUUGUGUCUUGACGUGUAGCAGAAAUGGCGAAAAUUAUUCUAAUCUGUUUACUGAGCGUGUUAGCCUGCGUCUCAGGUCAACGCAUCACCACCAUUCACCUGGAUGGCGUACAAUACUUCAUUAGCCGCAUGAAUCCCUAUUCACCCGAGCUCAAUUACUUCCUUGCCUAUCAGUAUUGUCGUUCGUUGGGUCUGCAAUUGGCGUCGUUCGAAACGAAAGAGAAAGCCGAAUCUAUGACAACAUAUCUUAAGAAUGCCGGUUACGGUAAUUAUGAUUUCUGGACAUCCGGCAAUCGUUUGGGCACCGGCAUGUUCUUAUGGAUGAGCACUGGACUGCCGUUCAAUGCGACAUUUGACUUCUUCGAGAAUUCAGCCGAUGCCAUACAGGCUGGUCUGCUCGAUCCCGUUGAUCAUAACAGCAAUACGUCGCCACAACGGACGGCGCGCGACAGCAGUAGCGGCGCUGAGAAGGGUUGCGUUAUCUUGAAACAACCCACAUUGAAAUGGAUGCCCGAAGAUUGUUCGGCUGUGAAAGAUUUCAUCUGCGAACAGACCCGAUGCUAUUACUACAAUUACGGCAGUAUUCCAGUGUCAUCGGCGCAGGGCCGUCCAGUCACCUCUACCACUUCACGUCCCACUGUCGACCAAACCAAACUGAGUCUCUCCACCACACCGUUGCCGCUCACCAUGUCCACGUACACACCUUUCUCGAAGCGCUCGCAUCAGGAUGAUGAGCACGACGAUGAGCCGCAAUUGUCUUUCGUUUCUUUGAAGCUUGAUCACGAACUCGAGAGCGGCGAAGAGGAAGCCAAGAAUGAUGAACACGAACACGAGCAUGAACGUGAGCCGGAACAUGACAGCUUCGAUGCUGAGGAUGAAGAGCCGGAGGAUGAAAAGAAGCGUACAUUGCCCGUUUAUGAAGGUGAUCGCAAUGAUUUGCAUAUUAACAGCAAAGAAUCUGUCGAACAACAAGUUGAAGAACAAGAUGCACACCAACAAAACGAUGCACAACAACAGGAGGGUGGCGAAGAGGAGGAUGAUGACACAGCCAACGAAGAGCAUAACAACUCGGCUUCGCAUGAGGAUAGCGCCGAUACAGAGGACACCAAGCACAAUACAGUUGGUGAAGAUCAAUUGAAGACAUUGCCGAUGCCAGCUAUUGCCGCACCCGCCGAAGUCCCCACUGUUGAGGUGCGUCUCAAGCAGAUUUCGCAGGAGAUUGAGAAGAUGGCCGCUGCCAGCAAUGAAAAUCAACGUCACAACCUUCCAGCGGCUGGUGUAUUACAUCAUGAGAAUAACAAAAAUGAUGUUGAUCGGCAAUCGUUCCUCUCACUCACCGAUCUCAUACGUACACUGCGUCCGAAUAAUAAACAAAUCAUACCACAAAUCGAUUCGGAUUACUCGAAUGCUAUGCGUGUGCUAGGCGAGACCUCGGAGGUGGUAAAUAAUGAGGAGGCGCAUAAGUAUUAAGGUACUAAAUGAGAAAGGAGAAAAUAGAGAGGAGCGGGCGAAGAGUGUAAGCAAAAGAGAGACAGGCCUUGAAGCUAAGAUAGUGAUGAUGAGAAAAAAGAGAGAGAGAGAGUGUGCAAACUAACGAGAAGAAGAGAUAUUAUGAUAAGAGAAAGAAAGAUAACAGUAGGACAAAAGAGAGCGUUGUAAAGCAGUCAAGAGAGUUGAGAGCGGAAAAAAGAAAGUGAAGAGCAGCAACGGUGACAAUAUUUUACUUGGAAACCACAUAUCAACUAUAUAACGCAUAGAUCCUUACGAUCACGAAUUUACUUUUAUGCGAUAAAAUUUAAAUUUAAAAGAAAACUUUAAAGAGAGUAACUUGAAAGAGCAAUAUAGAUUAUAUACCCACCACUGUUGUAAACUCUAACUUAGUAACUAUUAUGAUCUUAAAAUGCAAUUCCUAUAUUUAGUAAUUUUAGAAGAGCCUUAACUAUACGAACUAUGCUUCGGCAAAGUAUUUUUUUUUUUUUGUAAUGAGAAUUUAAAUAUUUUUGAAGCCCGAAAAGUAUUAAAAGAAAUAUUGUAUGCUUCGGUGUUCAACGAGUACACUUAACGAAUAAACUUUAAGAGUAGCGAGUACUCUCACGGAGCAGCGACACUAGCCACUCGAAAUAAGAGAUAAACAACGAAUAGAAGAGUACCGUUACACAUGCUUCGUGUGUGCUCGUUUUUAGUAGCCGAAACGUGCGAGUACUUUCACAUGGCGUUAGUAUUAACAAAAAAAAACUAUAAAAUUAAUUCACAAAAAGAAAAUAAAAAUUAAUAAAUUAUAAUUUAACUUUAGUAAGCGCUUGCGAAGAAAAUUGCUUAGCACUGAAAUUUCAUGAAAGUAUUUGCAAAAAAAAAGAAAAAUAUUUUUACAUUAAAAGAAAUAAAAAAUAAAGUUUGCAAUAGAAGUAAUGUACCACAAACAAACGAUUGCUAUCGGCAAUAAAACUAGAUUUGUAAGCGUAAAAAUUAAUGUAUGUACUUUAACGAGCAUUUACGGGGCAAAUAAUAAAACAUUGUGCGCGUAUGUGUAUUCAAUAAAAACAUACAUAAAACUAUAAA
Molecule: messenger RNA, 2771 nt
Organism: Zeugodacus cucurbitae (melon fly)
Lineage: Eukaryota; Metazoa; Arthropoda; Insecta; Diptera; Tephritidae
Gene: nw
Exons: 4
Coding region: 237-1682 (481 amino acids)
Biological process (GO): biological process involved in interspecies interaction between organisms
Cellular component (GO): external side of plasma membrane
Molecular function (GO): carbohydrate binding
Source: RefSeq, a predicted model, not a curated record